UGUAACCAACAAACUUUGGACUUACACAUGUCGGACCUACUAAGGUUAGAAUUACAAACUUUGGACUUACAAAAAUCGGACUUACAAAUGGCAGACUUACAAAUGUCAGACCUACAAACUUUGGACUUACAAAUUCUUCGUACUUACACAUGUCGGACCUACUAAGGUUGGACUUAAAAACGCCAGACUUACAGAUGUCGGACCUACUAAGGUUGGACUUAAAAACGCCAGACUUACACAUGUCAGACCUACUAAGGUCACACUUACAAACUUCGUACUUACACAUGUCGGACCUACUAAGGUUGGACUUAAAAACGCCAGACUUACACAUGUCAGACCUACUAAGGUCAGACUUACAAACUUCGUACUUACACAUGUCGGACCUACUAAGGUAGGACUUAAAAACGCCAGACUUACUCAUGUCAAACCUACUAAGGUCAGACUUACAAACUUCGGACUUAUACAUGUCGGACAUAUACUAAGGUAGGACUUAAAAACUUCGCACUUACAAACCUCGGACUUACAAACCUAAGACUUACAAAUGAUGAACUUAAAAACGAUGAACUUAAAAAUGUCAGACUUACAAACGUCGGACCUACAAACUUUGGACUUACAUAUAUGUCGGAAUUAUUAACGUUGGAUUAUACAAACGGAUAUACAAAUGUCGGAAGUAUUAACGUCAAACGAGUAAAAAAUGUACAAACGUUGAAUUAGUAAAAAGAUAAUCGAAACGCAAAGGCUUACCAUUUUUCGUUUAUUUCAACCAACUUCGGUUGGUUAACGGAACUGCAGUGCCAAGCUCUACAGAGAACCUAAUGGAGGACGAGGUUGAGAUAAGAAGGAAAAAUCGUCUGAGUAGAUUGUCUGAGAAGGAAAUCAACAAAUACAAGGAUGUUUUUCAGUUGUUUGACAAAAAUAAAACUGGACGAAUAAGCUUGGCUGAGCUAGGCGAGGUUUUAGGCAGUGUAGGUCAACUCAUUGCUUCAGAUGAUUGCAGACAAGGAUGGGAAUGGAUUGGUUAAUGAACAAGAAUUUAUAGAUAUUAUGAAUAAAGAAAAUUAAAAUUUAAGAUAUAAUUAUAAUUCUAAAUAUAUGUGAAGCGGUAAA
Eurytemora carolleeae is the source of this 1107-nucleotide messenger RNA. RefSeq names its product calmodulin. Gene Ontology annotation, molecular function: calcium ion binding; enzyme regulator activity. The record is from RefSeq and is a predicted model, not a curated record. Lineage: Eukaryota; Metazoa; Arthropoda; Copepoda; Calanoida; Temoridae.